Molecule: messenger RNA, 2640 nt
Organism: Xylona heveae TC161
Lineage: Eukaryota; Fungi; Ascomycota; Xylonomycetes; Xylonales; Xylonaceae
Product: putative TFIIH complex helicase Rad3
Exons: 12
Coding region: 51-2414 (787 amino acids)
Biological process (GO): nucleotide-excision repair; transcription by RNA polymerase II; positive regulation of mitotic recombination
Cellular component (GO): nucleus
Molecular function (GO): damaged DNA binding; ATP binding; DNA helicase activity
Source: RefSeq, a predicted model, not a curated record
CCCAUGACAGUGUGUCAAUUUGGUGAUCGGGGCAUCACUUGGUUGUCAUCAUGAAGUUUAAUAUAGAUGAUCUUCCGGUACUCUUCCCGUAUCCGAGAAUCUACCCUGAGCAAUAUGCCUAUAUGUGUGACCUUAAGCGCACCCUGGAUGCCAAGGGCCAUUGCGUACUCGAAAUGCCUUCAGGGACAGGAAAGACGGUGUCACUUUUGUCAUUGAUUGUAGCGUAUCAACAGUACUAUCCUGAACAUCGCAAGUUAAUAUAUUGUUCACGAACCAUGUCAGAAAUCGAAAAAGCACUGGCUGAACUAAAGGCCUUGAUGGCCUACCGUGCUGAACAACUGGGGUAUGUCGAAGAGUUUCGGGGCUUGGGAUUGACCAGUCGGAAAAACUUGUGCCUUCAUCCUUCCGUCAAACGAGAGAAAAGCGGCUCAGUGGUGGAUGCUCGUUGCCGCAGUCUAACAGCGGGCUUUGUUAAAGAGAAAAAGGAAAGAGGUGAAGAUGUGGAUCUCUGUGUCUAUCAUGAUAACCUUGACUUACUGGAACCACACAAUCUGAUACCCCCCGGAGUAUGGACAAUAGACGGGACAAUACGCUACGGUGAGCAGCAUAAACAGUGUCCAUAUUUUACGGCAAGACGGAUGAUGCCUUUCUGUAAUGUCAUAAUAUACUCGUAUCAUUACCUUUUAGACCCGAAAAUAGCGGAAAGGGUGUCCAAGGAGCUUUCGAAAGACUGCAUCGUGGUUUUCGACGAGGCCCACAAUAUUGAUAAUGUUUGUAUAGAAUCUCUUAGCAUCGACCUUACAGAAGACUCCUUAAGGAAAGCUGCUCGGGGUGCAAAUAAUCUCGAGCGUAAAAUUACGGAAAUGAAGUCCUCUGAUGCUGAGAAGCUACAAAACGAGUACGCGAAGCUUGUGGAGGGACUGCGGGAUGCAGGAGAUGCAAGAGAUGAGGAUGCGUUUAUGGCUAAUCCUGCAUUGCCUGAUGACCUCCUCAAGGAGGCCGUCCCGGGGAACAUUAGAAGAGCAGAGCAUUUUGUCGCCUUUUUGAAACGUUUUGUUGAAUACCUCAAGACUCGUAUGAAAGUUCUUCAUGUUAUCUCGGAAACGCCGCCGUCUUUCCUUCAGCAUCUCAAAGAGCUGACUUUCAUCGAAAGAAAGCCAUUGAGAUUUUGUGCAGAGCGUCUCACUUCACUAGUUCGCACUCUCGAGCUCACCAACAUCGAAGAUUAUCAACCUUUGCAGGAAGUUGCUACAUUUGCUACGCUCGUAGCAACUUAUGACAAGGGAUUUUUAUUAAUUCUUGAGCCAUACGAAUCUGAGACAGCUACUGUCCCAAACCCUAUUUUUCACUUCACGUGUUUGGAUGCUGCGAUUGCCAUAAAGCCCGUUUUUGACCGAUUCAGCUCCGUCAUCAUCACUUCGGGAACAAUCUCUCCGCUCGAGAUGUAUCCAAAAAUGCUAGGGUUCAACACUGUAGUGCAGGAGUCGUAUAGCAUGACUCUGGCACGUCGGUCCUUUUUGCCUAUGAUUGUUACAAGAGGCAGUGACCAAGUUGCCAUAAGCUCGGGCUUUCAAAUACGCAAUGAACCCAGCGUUGUUCGGAAUUAUGGAAAUCUUCUUAUGGAGUUUUCGAAAAUAACCCCGGAUGGGAUCGUCGUCUUCUUUCCAAGCUAUCUUUAUAUGGAGUCUAUCAUCAGUAUGUGGCAAGGAAUGGGUAUUCUCGAUGAAGUUUGGAAAUACAAGCUCAUUCUUGUCGAGACACCAGACAGUCAAGAAACUUCCUUGGCUCUAGAGACAUAUCGAACAGCUUGUUGCAAUGGUCGUGGAGCGAUUCUGCUCUGUGUUGCACGGGGAAAGGUCUCGGAGGGCAUUGACUUUGACCAUCACUAUGGCCGCACUGUGCUAUGUAUCGGUGUUCCAUUCCAAUACACAGAAAGUCGUAUCUUAAAAGCACGUCUCGAAUUUCUACGGGAGACAUACCGAAUCCGCGAAAAUGAUUUUCUCUCAUUCGACGCUAUGAGACAUGCCGCACAAUGCCUUGGUCGCGUAUUAAGAGGCAAAGAUGAUUACGGCAUUAUGGUGUUGGCGGAUCGGCGAUUUCAGAAAAAGAGAAACCAGUUACCCAAAUGGAUUAAUCAGGCUCUGCUCGAGCAAGACACCAAUCUCAGCACUGAUAUGGCUGUUGCCAGCGCCAAAAAGUUCUUAAGAUGGAUGGCCCAACCUUUCAAAGCCAAGGACCAAGAAGGUAUUAGCACUUGGAGCCUGAAUGACCUGGAGAAGCACAAAGAGAAAGUAGAAGAAGAUAAGAUCAAAGAACUCCAGGGUGCCCAAAAUGGAGCGUCCAGUGGCGCCAUCGGACACGACGAAUUUGGUGACGAUGACAUUGAAGAGGCUUUAAUGGAGGUUGAUGCUUGAACUGGGUACUGCAUUUGAUGGAGAAGUUUCGUUUUAUUAGUUUUGGCUGGCAUGAAAAUAAUUAUAGGUCCUCUGGCGCUUGUGCAUGGGUUCGAGGUUAUUAUGGAACUUUAAACCUCAAGUAUUCAUAUUGCGCAUUUGAAUGAUACUUUUUCGAUUCUAAUUGACACCUUGCAGACUAUUACUGAGCUAGCUUUUUAAAAAUGCAAAAAUUUCCCUCCCAUUA